Molecule: messenger RNA, 366 nt
Organism: Rhodofomes roseus
Lineage: Eukaryota; Fungi; Basidiomycota; Agaricomycetes; Polyporales; Fomitopsidaceae
Product: translation machinery associated TMA7
Exons: 5
Coding region: 99-290 (63 amino acids)
Source: RefSeq, a predicted model, not a curated record
CCACCCAGCCUGCAGGUCAACUCAGACUGCAGGUCUCUAGCUUGUAUCCAGCCUAAGCGUCUCAGUGAAAGCUUCGAUUCGACCCCACACCACCGAUCAUGGCUACACGAGCAGGUGGAAAGCUCAAACCACUCAAGGCUCCGAAGAAGGAGAAGAAGGAGCUCGACGAGGACGAUCUUGCAUACCAGCAGAAGAAGAAACAGGAGGAGUCCGCCCUGAAGGCAGCCAAGGAUAAGGCUACAAAGGGCGGUGCGCCUGGAGGGGGUAUCAAGAAGUCGGGGAAGAAGUAAUCGAGGUUAUGGCUUCUCCAUGUUGUUGUCUCAAUACUGUAUUCGUGUCGCUCGCAAUUGCAUCGCUUUCCGAGAA